AUGUCUAAUCCAAGCAGGUUCAUCGACAUCAUCACCAAGGUGGCGUUACCCAUUGGUAUUGUUGCCAGUGGGCUUCAAUACUCCAUGUAUGAUGUGAAAGGUGGUUCUCGUGGUGUUAUCUUUGACAGAAUCAAUGGUGUUAAGCAACAGGUUGUGGGUGAAGGUACCCAUUUUCUGGUGCCUUGGCUACAAAAGGCGAUUAUAUACGAUGUGAGAACAAAGCCAAAGAGUAUUGCUACGAACACUGGUACUAGAGAUUUACAAAUGGUGUCCUUGACGUUAAGAGUCUUGCACAGACCAGAGGUUUUACAACUGCCUUCCAUAUAUCAAAAUUUGGGCCUUGAUUAUGAUGAGAGAGUGUUACCAUCAAUUGGUAACGAAGUGUUAAAGUCUAUAGUAGCACAGUUUGAUGCAGCCGAGUUGAUUACUCAAAGAGAGAUUAUUUCUCAAAAGAUCAGAAAGGAGCUCUCUACGAGAGCCAACGAAUUUGGUAUCAAGUUGGAAGAUGUCUCAAUUACCCAUAUGACGUUUGGCCCCGAAUUCACUAAAGCCGUUGAACAAAAGCAAAUUGCACAACAAGAUGCUGAAAGGGCAAAGUUCAUCGUUGAAAAGGCGGAGCAAGAAAGACAAGCCUCAGUUAUUAGAGCAGAAGGUGAAGCAGAAAGUGCUGAAUACAUUUCAAAAGCUUUGGCUAAAGUGGGUGAUGGUUUGUUAUUGAUUAGAAGAUUAGAAGCCUCCAAGGACAUUGCCCAAACUCUGGCCAAUUCCAGUAGUGUUAUCUAUUUACCAAGUCAACACGCCGGUAGUAGUAACAGCGAAUCUUCAGGAUCUCCCAACUCCUUGCUUUUAAAUAUUGGUCGUUAA
This is a messenger RNA of Saccharomyces eubayanus, 864 nucleotides long. It is a transcript of the gene PHB1, whose product is annotated as prohibitin subunit PHB1. Gene Ontology annotation, biological process: mitochondrion organization. NCBI's taxonomy places the organism in Eukaryota, Fungi, Ascomycota, Saccharomycetes, Saccharomycetales, Saccharomycetaceae. The record is from RefSeq and is a predicted model, not a curated record. Bases 1 to 864 code for a protein of 287 amino acids. The transcript has a single exon. Gene Ontology annotation, cellular component: mitochondrion; membrane.